Messenger RNA from Seriola dumerili (greater amberjack), 2030 nucleotides. It is a transcript of the gene slc16a7, whose product is annotated as monocarboxylate transporter 2-like. Gene Ontology annotation, biological process: monocarboxylic acid transport; transmembrane transport. Lineage: Eukaryota; Metazoa; Chordata; Actinopteri; Carangiformes; Carangidae. Bases 105 to 1556 code for a protein of 483 amino acids. Gene Ontology annotation, cellular component: membrane. The record is from RefSeq and is a predicted model, not a curated record. The transcript has 5 exons. Gene Ontology annotation, molecular function: monocarboxylic acid transmembrane transporter activity.
CAGCAGGGUCUCUGUGAGGGAGACAGCCAAAGCCUGGCACAGCAGCAGAGUUCAUAGCCUGGUCAAUACGUUUUCAAGGAUUGUACAGAGCUGGUGAAUCAAUCAUGCCCCCUGCAGCACCAACCAAUCUAGGCUACACCCCACCAGAUGGAGGCUGGGGCUGGGCUGUCGUCUUUGCUGCUUUCAUCUCCAUAGGAUUCUCCUAUGCCUUUCCCAAGUCCCUCACCAUCUACUUUAAGGAGAUUCAGGAAUAUUUUUCAGUUUCCUACAGUGAGAUUGCUUGGGUGUCCUCAGUCAUGCUGGCGUCUAUGUAUGCAGGAGGACCUGUGAGCAGUAUACUAGUCAACCGCUAUGGCAGCAGACCUGUGGUUUUGGUCGGUGGGCUGAUGGUUAGUGCUGCCAUGGUGCUCGCUUCUUUUGGCACUACGAUCAUGCAUCUGUAUCUUUGUGUUGGAGUAAUUGGAGGGUUCGGCCUCGCCUUCAACCUGCAGCCAGCCCUGACGAUCAUAGGUACCUACUUCCAGGUCAAAAGGCCGCUGGCGAACGGGCUCGCGAUGACAGGAAGUCCGGUUGUUCUGUCCACUCUGGCUCCUCUUAAUCAGUUUCUGUUUGAUUGUUUUGGCUGGAGAGGGAGCUUCCUCAUCCUGGGAUCCAUUGUUUUGAACUGCUGUGUGGCUGGUGCUCUGAUGAGACCAGUCAACAAAAGUGUCCAACCCAAACCAAAGACUGAACCACCUCUGUGUAACGGGGCAGCUGCUGAGGAAGGUGCUACUGCGGACACCAGUGCACAGUCGGCUAACCUCCUAACUGAAGAAAACCAAAGUGAGAAGAGUAGGAGUCAGGGCCACGUGCGCAAAUUCAUAGAUCUGUCACUUUUCAGACACCGGGGUUUCCUCAUUUAUCUUACUGGUAAUGUGGUCAUGUUUUUUGGCUUUUUCGCACCUGUGGUUUUUUUGGCACCAUAUGCCAAACAUCAAGGGAUUGAUGAAUAUUCAGCAGCUUUCUUGCUUUCUAUUUUUGCACUGGUAGACAUGUUUAUCAGACCAGCAACUGGUCUCAUUGGCAACACCAAGUGGAUUAGGCCAAGAAUCCAAUAUUUCUUCAGUUUUGCUGUUUCGUAUAAUGGUAUAUGUCACCUUUUGUGCCCACUGGCAUCUGGAUAUAUGGGGCUGGUCGUUUAUGCGGUCUUCUUUGGUUUGGCUUUUGGGAUGGUUUCUGCCCUGCUCUUUGAAGUUCUGAUGGACCUUGUUGGAGCUCAUCGCUUCUCCAGUGCAGUUGGACUCGUCACCAUUGUCGAGUGUGGGCCAGUGCUUCUUGGACCUCCAAUUUCAGGAGCCUUGGUUGAUAUUUUCGGGGACUACAAAUACAUGUACUAUGCAUGUGGUGUGUUUAUGCUGGUGCCUGGCAUAUUUUUCUUUAUCAUGCAUUACUACAAUUACAAGAGACUGGACGAGGAGCAGAGGCAGGCUGUGGCUGUGGAGAUGAGGACUUCUGAAGAGGCAGUAGAACUUAAAAUGAGCCAGGACGAUAAAACAGCGCAUGAAACAGAUGGAUGAACUUGCUGACUAUGAAUCUAUUUUAGUGAGUGUAGGAAGAUGACACUGCACAGGUUCGACUGCAGGACAUAGUGUAUACGGGCUAUUACUGAUAAAAAAUGAUUUUCUACUUUGGAUGAGGUUACUGGACUCUUUGGACCUUUGCUGCAUAUCUGUAGAUUAAAAUUUGGUAUUUUAAUGGUUAUUUUAUGUAUAUUAUUAUUAUUAUUAUCAUAUUAUGUGACAACUGUAACUCUAAUGGCCUUUGUUCAUCAAUCAUCCAAAACCUGCCCUUGUUCCUUCCAGUACAAUUAUCAUAAUGACUUUAUAAACUAAUAUGGUUCUGCUUUGUUUAUAAUAAAAAGUAAUUUUCCUGAGGGACUGAUAUAAAAUAAUGAGUCAAAAUUCAGAACACACAGUCAUACCACUUAUGCUUAAUAUCAUCUUUGUACCACUAGAUGGCACUGGACGCUAUCAUGUGAGAACUGGCUCACA